GAGAGGUCCCUUACUGCACUCGGACAUAACGGCGCUGGCCCUGCCCCUUCUCGAGAACUCGCUGAGAGCUGGGCUGGUAAAAUUGCAGUGCUGAGGACACUGGACCCGGUCUGCUACAAUGCUGCUGCUGCACAGAGCUGUGGUCCUCAGGCUCCAACAGGCCUGCAGACUCAAGUCAAUCCCCUCAAGGAUCUGCAUUCAGGCCUGCUCCACAAAUGAUUCAUUUCAGCCCCAGCGCCCCAGCCUCACCUUCUCUGGUGAUAACUCCAGCACCCAGGGAUGGAGAGUCAUGGGGACCCUAUUAGGUCUCGGGGCAGUGUUGGCCUAUCAGGACCAUCGGUGUAGGGCUGCUCAGGAGUCAACACACAUAUACACUAAGGAGGAAGUGAGUUCCCACACCAGCCCUGAGACUGGGAUCUGGGUGACGCUGGGCUCUGAGGUCUUUGAUGUCACAGAAUUUGUGGACCUACAUCCAGGGGGGCCUUCAAAGCUGAUGCUAGCAGCUGGGGGUCCCCUAGAGCCCUUCUGGGCCCUCUAUGGUGUUCACAACCAGUCCCAUGUGCGUGAGUUACUGGCUCAGUACAAGAUUGGGGAGCUGAACCCUGAAGACAAGGUAGCCCCCACCGUGGAGACCUCUGACCCUUAUGCUGAUGAUCCUGUACGUCACCCAGCCCUGAAGGUCAACAGCCAGCGGCCUUUUAAUGCAGAGCCCCCCCCUGAGCUGCUGACAGAAAACUACAUCACACCCAACCCUAUCUUCUUCACCCGGAACCAUCUGCCUGUACCUAACCUGGAUCCAGACACCUAUCGCUUACACGUAGUAGGAGCACCUGGGGGUCAGUCACUGUCUCUUUCCCUGGAUGACUUGCGCAACUUUCCCAGGUACGAGAUCACAGUCACUCUGCAGUGUGCCGGCAACCGGCGCUCUGAGAUGACUCAGGUUAAAGAAGUAAAAGGUCUGGAGUGGAGAACAGGAGCCAUCAGCACUGCACGCUGGGCUGGGGCACGGCUCUGUGAUGUGUUAGCCCAGGCUGGCUACCAACUCUGUGAAACUGAGGCCCACGUCUGCUUUGAGGGACUGGACUCAGACCCUACUGGGGCUGCCUAUGGAGCAUCCAUCCCUCUGGCUCGGGCCAUGGACCCUGAAGCUGAGGUCCUGCUGGCAUAUGAGAUGAAUGGGCAGCCUCUGCCACGUGACCACGGCUUCCCUGUGCGUGUGGUGGUUCCUGGAGUGGUGGGUGCCCGCCAUGUCAAAUGGCUGGGCAGAGUGAGUGUGCAGCCAGAGGAAAGUUACAGCCACUGGCAACGGCGGGAUUACAAAGGCUUCUCUCCAUCUGUGGACUGGGACACUGUAGAUUUUGACUCUGCUCCAUCCAUUCAGGAACUUCCUGUCCAGUCGGCCAUCACAGAGCCCCGGGAUGGAGAGACUGUAGAAUCAGGGGAGGUGACCAUCAAGGGCUAUGCAUGGAGUGGUGGUGGCAGGGCUGUGAUCCGGGUGGAUGUGUCUCUGGAUGGGGGCCUAACCUGGCAGGUGGCUAAGCUGGAUGGAGAGGAACAGCGCCCCAGGAAGGCCUGGGCAUGGCGUCUGUGGCAGUUGAAAGCCCCUGUGCCAGCUGGACAAAAGGAACUGAACAUUGUUUGUAAGGCUGUGGAUGAUGGUUACAAUGUGCAGCCAGACACUGUGGCCCCAAUCUGGAACCUGCGAGGUGUUCUCAGCAAUGCCUGGCAUCGUGUCCAUGUCUAUGUCUCCCCAUGAGCAUGGAAAGGAGCCACCUCCACCCCUUUCCCCACCCAUUAGCCUCACUCCUUCAGAAAAAUCUUUCCCACCUCUCAACUUCUUGGAUCACAACUCUGGCCUUCCUAAGCCAUACCCAAGUACACAUAUAGCACAUUUCACCCAAGGACCCUCCCUCCUUGGACACUAUGUUACAUACCCCUCUUGGCCUUUGAACCUGUGCCAGGAAGUGUGAGCUGUUACAGCAAGGGGCUAGAAGUGAGAGAAGUAAUUCUGGAGUCAAGCACUAUUUUCUCUUCCUACCCCACCUCCAUUUCUAAUGCCUACUGCCAUCAAGGCUUUGUUUUGCUUUUCUUUUUGGAUUCUUCAGAGAAAUGUGUGUGGCAUGUGUAAGAAAAGUGUAUAUACUAUUUUAUACUACCUCUCCAGGUUGCCAGAGAGUUGUGAGGACAGCAAGGGGCACAACCGUCUCCCUUUAUAGUUCUACUUUUCUAAUAAAUAGUCUGUUUAAGAUCAUAACUCUUGGGCCUGGGGAGUGAGCCUAUUGCAGGAGGGAGGAUACAUUUGUACUGGGAUGUAUAAUGAGAUUAGUCCAAAACAAACAAAACUGGGGAGAAGACAGAGAGGAAGUAGGCUUGUAGGUUAAGAAGUAGGGCUUCCGGCUGAGCACAGUGGCUCACGCCUGUAAUCCCAGCACUUUGGGAGGCCAAGGCAGGUGGAUCACUUGAGCUCAGGAGUUCAAGACCAGCCUGGCCAACAUGGCAAAACCCCAUCUCUACCAAAAAUACAAAAAUUAGCCGGGUGUGGUGGCGGGUGCCUGUAAUCCCAGCUACUUGGGAGGCUGAGGCAGGAGAAUUGCUUGAACCAAGGAGGCGGACGUUGCAGUGAGCCGAGAUCACACCCACUACACCCCAGCCUGGGCGACAGAGCGAGAUUCUGUCUCAAAAAAAAAGGGGGCUUCCUUCUCUGAGGUCUGGCAGUAUCUGCAGGGACACCUAGGUGAUUGACCUCAGGAUACCAUGAAGAUAGCAGAGGUGACAAAAACAUGUACCCUCCAACUCCUCUCCCCAACAAUUCCAAUGCACUUGGCAGGAAAGGCAAAGGGUGCUAGGAGUUUAAAAUCAAUAUUGUCUUAGGAGGUUGUGAAAGCAAAAUAAAUCUUGGGGCCCCAGAAUCACUAAGCUAAAGGGAAAAGUCAAGCUGGGAACUGAUUAGAGUAAAGCUGCCUCCCAUUCAAAGUCAUCCCUCUGCUCACUGAGAUAAAUGCAUAUCUGAUUGCCUUCUUUGAGAGGAAUACAACGAUUUGCUCUUUUUUUUUUUUUUUUUUUUUUUUUUUUUUGUAGAGACAGAGUCUCACUCUGUCACCCAGGCUGGAGUGCAGGAGUGCGGUGGCACGAUCUCUGCUCUCUGCAACCUCCGCCUCCGGAAUUCAAGCAAUUCUGUCUCAGCCUCCCAGGUAGCUGGGACUACAGGCGCACACCGCCACGCCCGGCUAAUUUCUUUUGUAUUUUAGUAGAGAUGGGUUUCACCACGUUGCCCAGGCUGGUCUCAAACUCCUGAGCUCAGGCAAUCCGUCUGCCUCGGCCUCCCAAAGUGCUAGGAUUACAGGUGUGAGCCACCGCGCCCGGCUUUUUUUCUUUUUUUUUUUUUUGAGGCUAAGUCUCACUCUGUUGCUCAGGCUGGACUGCAGUGGCGCGAUCUCGGCUCACUGCAACCUCCGCCUCCCGGGUUCAAGCGAUUCUCCUGCCUCAGCCUCCUAAGUAGCUGGGACUACAGGCGCGCGCCACCAUACCCCGGCUAAUUUUUUAUUUUUAGUAGAGACGGGUUUUCACCAUGUUGGUCAGGCUGGUCCUGAGCUCCUGACCUCAGGUGAUCCGCACGCCUCGGCCUCCCAAAGUGCUGGGAUUACAGGCGUGAGCCACUGCGCCCGGCCCCAUUUACCUCUUAUCUACCUAUGACCUGGAAGCCUCCUCCCAGCUUUGAGUUGUCCCGUCUUUACAUAUAUUGAUUGAUGUCUCUUGUCUCCCUAAAAUGUAUAACACCAAGUUGUGCUCCAUGUCGUCAGGACCUCCUAAGGCUGUGUUACGGGCGUGCGUCCUUAACUUUGGCAAAAUAAACUUCCUAAACUGA
This is a messenger RNA of Symphalangus syndactylus (siamang), 3865 nucleotides long. It is a transcript of the gene SUOX, whose product is annotated as sulfite oxidase. Gene Ontology annotation, molecular function: molybdenum ion binding; heme binding; molybdopterin cofactor binding. The record is from RefSeq and is a predicted model, not a curated record. Gene Ontology annotation, biological process: sulfur compound metabolic process. Gene Ontology annotation, cellular component: mitochondrion. NCBI's taxonomy places the organism in Eukaryota, Metazoa, Chordata, Mammalia, Primates, Hylobatidae.